UUUACAGAGCUGGGAGCUGCUUUCACAUCCGAAGCUAAGCAGCAGACACAGAGUCUGCGGAGCCCCUAACAAUUCAACAGAAACUUCGCAGAUGGAAUUGGCUUGCGUGCAGAUUCUGAGCUUGCGUCCCCAACUGAAGACUAAAGCAGAAUCACGUUAGCUUAGCUUUACAGCACUGGUUUCAUGAAGCGUGUAGUCGUCCGUCUGGACUUUGCACAAUAAGAAAAUAAGAAAUGAGGACUCCACUUAUCUGCCUAUUUCUGAUCAUCAACCUGUGCAUUUGCUGUGGCCAGGAUGAACAGCCCUCUAAUUCAAAAGCUCAAAGACGCAGAAUGCAGAACAGACGCAGGAAAAUAAAGCUCUCAGCAAGAAACGAGCACUUAAUUGAGCCAACUCCUAUUCCAGUUCCAGCCUCCAAUUUUCCCAUCUACAACAACGAUGAUGCUGUGGUGCAUAUUUUAAAAGCAGUUUUGGGUGUUAACGAACAAGCACCAAGCUACAACAUUUUACCAGUUAAGAAAGGUCACUGCACAGUGAAUGGGAUGGUAAUGUAUGACAAGGCAGUCUGGUCCCCAAAGCCUUGCAUCACCUGCAUGUGUUCUAACGGGAAGGAAAUUUGUGAUGAAACAAUCUGCGCCCCUCUGACGUGCCCCGUGACUGUGACCCUAGAAGGUGAAUGCUGCCCGGUCUGCAGUGAAAUUGUACUUAACAGUUUUUCAAUGGACAAUAGACUAGAAUUUUCUGGUGAUUCUCCAGUACCAAAUGAUCCAAGUGAAGAAGUUCUUAAGAAGUCUCCAAGGACACAAGAAGAGAUGGAUGAGCUACUUAGAAGUGAGGAAGAAGAGACUGAGGAAGAAAAUGAAAGAAAAAGGGAUAAAGAGAAUAAGGCCAAAAAGAAAAAAGAGGAAAGGAGGCGCCAGAAGGAAGAACAAAAAAGACUUAAGCUGGAAGCUGAAGAAGCCGAAAGACAACUUGUAUUGGUAAGAAGGAAAGCCUAUGAAGAAGAGGAACUGAGAAUAGAGGAAGAAGAAAAUCGUAAGCGAGAAGAGGAAAGAAAAAGAAAAGAAGAGGAAGACAGGAGAGAAGAGGAGGUCAAUCGAUUAGCAAGAGAGAAAAAGGAACGUGAAAAGGAAGAAUUUGAGCCAGAGGAUGAAGAUGAGGACGAAGAUGAGGAUGAUGAUGAAGAUGACAUUUUGCGGGGAGAUGUUUUCAGAGCACCGCAAAGAAGGUUCCCAGGUUCCCGCCGUCCUACACAGACCCAUCAUCCUGCCCUGCCACCUGGUUGUUUCAUUUCAGAAAUCACAGUGAGCUGCUCCAAUGCUAAACUGACACGAAUACCUCCCAUAUCAGACCCCGACAUAAAGAGCCUGGAUCUCUUAGGGAAUUUUAUUACAUCGGUUCCAAAUGGAGCAUUUAAUGGAAUGCCUAACCUGGAAAGGAUUGAUCUUAGCAAAAAUAAUAUUACAUCUGCUGAAAUAGACACAAGGGCAUUUAAGUCACUGAAGAAUUUAAAACGUAUGUACUUAGAUGGGAACCUGCUGGUUCAUAUCCCAAGUGAAUUGCCAUCUACACUGGAGGAAUUGAAACUGAAUGAAAAUAAUCUUGCAGGCAUUGAGGAGAACAGUUUUAAAGGCUUAAAGGACCUAGUUACCCUGGAACUAGAGGGUAAUCAGUUGAGUGAAGCAAAUAUUGAUCCUCUAGCUUUCAAGCCACUGCAAAGCCUGACUUACAUGCGACUGGCCAAGAAUAAAUUCCGAACUAUUCCCCAGGGACUCCCGCCAUCUAUUGAGGAACUUUACCUUGAAAAUAAUGAGAUUGAAGAAAUUUCAGAAAUCGCAUUUAAUCAUACAACUAAUCUCAAUACAGUUGUAUUAAGAUAUAACAAACUUGAGGAGACGAGCAUUGCUCCUUUGAGCUGGAUGUUACAUGAGAACCUGGAAUCACUAGAUCUUUCCUACAACAAUUUUUAUCACGUGCCAUCCUACCUACCAAAAUCUUUACUGCAUCUUGUGCUGAUUGGUAAUCACAUUGAAAGGAUCCCGGGUUAUGUGUUUGCCCACUUGAAGCCGGGACUGGAAUAUCUCUACCUUUCUCACAACAAGCUUGACAACGACGGAAUGGACCCAGUUUCUUUUCAUGGAGCAUAUCACUCAUUGAGAGAAAUCUUUCUCGAUUACAAUCAAUUGACAAGUGUGCCGGUUGGAAUGGAAGAUAUGAAAGACCUUCAUAUUCUGAGGCUUAACAACAACAAAAUCAGGUCUGUGUCUCCACACUGUAUCUGCAGCGCUGAGGAUGAAAGAGACUCCAGCAUAGAGUAUUUACAUCUUGAAAACAACUACAUCAAUACAAGAGAAAUAUCCCCCUAUGCUUUCUCAUGCAUUCGUUCUUAUUCCAGCGUUAUUCUAAAACCUCAGAAAAUCAAGUAACGCAAAACGCAAGACUGAUGCUGUGUGAUUCAAUGUUAUUAUUUAUGAGGACUAAUGAAACAAGCGACCAAUCAACCACU
Messenger RNA from Spea bombifrons (plains spadefoot toad), 2506 nucleotides. RefSeq names its product extracellular matrix protein 2 (gene ECM2). The transcript is spliced from 11 exons. Gene Ontology annotation, cellular component: extracellular matrix. Bases 234 to 2426 code for a protein of 730 amino acids. Gene Ontology annotation, biological process: extracellular matrix organization; positive regulation of cell-substrate adhesion. Gene Ontology annotation, molecular function: protein binding; collagen V binding; heparin binding. Lineage: Eukaryota; Metazoa; Chordata; Amphibia; Anura; Pelobatidae. The record is from RefSeq and is a predicted model, not a curated record.